AUGGCUUCCGACUCAGCUGCGCUGUCGGCAUCUCUGCAUGGCGCCACUGCCUCUCCAAGCGAUCCAGCACACAUUGCCACCAAGAUUCAGGCAGCUUUGACGCGAGAUGCCCCCUUCUGGUCGUUCGAGUUCUUCCCGCCCAAGACCAGUCAAGGUCUUGCCAAUCUCUACAAUCGUAUCGCGCGCAUGCAUGUCAACCUUGAACCAAGCUGGAUUCACGUCACAUGGGGCGCAGGCGGUACCACGGGAGGCAAGUCGCUCGAGCUAGCCGGCAGGAUACAAAAAGGCAAGCUCGAUCCGGACGUCGAACUUGUGCAGACCGAGAUCAACCACAUUGGCUCCGGAACGCAACAGCACAUCGAAAAUGUCAAGGGCGGCCAAGAGUGGGAACAGGAGCGGGCUGAUCCGUGUGAUGUCUGUCUUCACCUUACCUGCACCAACGUCGAGAAGAGUAGCUUGGACCAGACGCUCGAUACGGCGAAGCGCUUGGGCAUCAAGAACAUUCUCGCACUGCGUGGAGACCCGCCACGCGGAGAAGAGUACUGGAUCGCAGCAGACAAGCGCUUCCAGCAUGCCACCGAUCUCGUUCGGUACAUCCGCCAGCGCCACGGCAACUACUUUUGCAUCGGGGUAGCCGGCUAUCCCGAGGGUCACGCUGAUUAUGUCGAUCGAGACGUGAACCGCGACCUUCGCUACCUCAAGGACAAGCAAGAUGCAGGCGCACAGUACAUCAUCACCCAACUCUUUUACGACGUCGACCGAUUCCUCGAAUGGUACAGGGACUGCCGCGAGAUCGGCAUCACGAUCCCUAUCUUGCCUGGAAUCAUGCCGAUUCAGAACUACUCGAGCUUCCGACGCAUGACCAACCUCUGCAAAGUGCAAGUGCCCCAACUCAUCCUCGACGCCCUCGAGCCCAUCAAGAGCGAUGACGCUGCGGUCAAAGAGUACGGCGUCUCGCUCAGCAUUCACAUGGUCGGGCGCAUCUUCCUUGAAACUGACGUUCGCGGUUUCCACCUUUGCUCGCUCAACCUGGAAAAGAGCAUAGAGCGUAUUCUCGAAGGCCUCGGCUGGAAGACGGAUGUGGGAGCGCAGCAAGAAUCCGAUGCCCGCCUCCGGGGUAUCCCCGCUCAUCUGCAUCUCGAGAACACCAAGAACCAGAUGCUUUCCGAUCGUACCGGUACCAACACGCCCAAAGACUUUAAGGUCACCACACAAGAAGCACUUGCACGCACCUUGGCAAGAACGUCGAGCUCAUACCAAGUUCCUGAAACAAGCACGUGGGACGAAUUUCCUAAUGGACGAUACGGUGAUUCUCGCAGUCCCGCAUUCGGUGAAAUGGACGGAUAUGGCGUCAGUCUCAAGGUUCCACCUCAAGACGCGCUGCGUAUUUGGGGUCAUCCGGUGAGCCUGACCGACAUUUCCAGAAUAUUUGGUUUUUAUCUGGAAGAGAAGAUCUCGUGCAUACCAUGGUGCGAUGCGCCUCUGAUGAACGAAACACUGCAAAUUCGCGAUCAUCUGCUCACAUUGAACCGUCUCGCUGAGAAUGCGUCGCAGUCGGCGGGUAAGGGGUGGUGGUCCGUUGGCUCGCAACCGGCAGUGGAUGGCGCACCUUCUACCGACCCGAUCGUCGGAUUUGGUCCACCUGGCGGCUUCGUUUUCCAGAAAUCGUUUGUCGAGCUCUUCGUGUCGUCAUCGGACAAAGACCGCCUCGUUGCUCGCAUCGACGCUCUGGGAGCUAGUGCGCCGAUCACCUAUUUCGCAGGCAAUGCCAAGGGAGAUUUUCAGUCGAACCUCGGCGAUGAAGAAGCCAACACGGUCACAUGGGCAGUCUUUCCAGGCAAGGAGAUCGUCCAAUCCACCAUUAUCGAAAGGCAGAGCUUCGAAGCGUGGAGGGAGGAAGCGUUUGAAAUCUGGGCGGAAUGGUCGCUGCUCUUCCCGAAAAAGUCGGCAAGCAGACAGCUGAUCGACGAGAUCAGGGAGGCAAGAUGGCUGGUCACUGUUGUGCAUCAUGAUUACAAAGACAAGGAAGCGCUGUGGCAAUUUUUGGCCGAGUAG
Mycosarcoma maydis (corn smut) is the source of this 2055-nucleotide messenger RNA. RefSeq lists its product as uncharacterized. NCBI's taxonomy places the organism in Eukaryota, Fungi, Basidiomycota, Ustilaginomycetes, Ustilaginales. Gene Ontology annotation, biological process: tetrahydrofolate interconversion. The record is from RefSeq and is a predicted model, not a curated record. Gene Ontology annotation, molecular function: FAD binding; methylenetetrahydrofolate reductase [NAD(P)H] activity. The coding region runs from base 1 to 2055 and encodes 684 amino acids. The transcript has a single exon. Gene Ontology annotation, cellular component: cytosol.